CUCACUGCGACCCGAAGUGACCCAACACCAAGCAUCAUGAAAGCCUUCGUAGCGUGCAUAGCCCUCGCGUUGGUAUCGGUCCACGCUGAGCCACCAUCCGGCUACAACUACAACCGGCCCUCCUCCGGCGGCUUCAGCGGCGGCUUCAGCGGCGGCCUGAGCGGCGGCGGCGGCUACCGCGCCGUCUCCUCCGGCUUCCAGACCUCCGAAGGCCAGAACGUCGACCCACAACUCCUGGAACAGGUCCGCCAAAUCCUCCUUAAAGAAGAAUCCCAAUCUUCAUCUGGAUCCGGAUUCGGCGGUGGAUUCGGCGGCCACUCCAGCGGUCCCUCCUCGUCCUACGGUGCCCCCGCUCCCUUCUCGUCCUACGGAGCCCCCGCCCCCUCCUCUUCCUACGGAGCCCCGUCCACCUCUUACGGAGCCCCCUCCGCCCGCGUUGUAGGAAUCGACCUUGAAGGAGUCCGCCAAGCCAUCCAGGUCGCUCAAUUCGAGCAGUCCGGUGGCUCAUCCGGUGGAUACCCGUCCGGUCCUUCCUCCUCAUACGGCGCCCCCGCCCGCGCCCCCUCCAGCAGCUACGGCGCCCCCUUCUAAGUAACCAACCAAAUUAAGGACGGACCAGUUCAGUUUUCAGUCACUUAUGAACUGUCCCUGUCGGUCGACGUUAUUCGUGCGCGCUCUUCCCAACCCUGGGCGCGUGCGAAUGUGUUUAAAGUUCGGCCGGUGGCCACGUACAAUGUAGGUGGUGCCGGCCCGGCCGAGUCGUUCCACCUUCGGCCAACGCCUGCGACUGUGCACGAUCACGGGUUACCAGCUCAUCCGCGAAAACUUGCGCAACGUGGUUUCCCUGUGUCUGUACAUCAUAGAGGGUUAACGAUGCUGCGAUUAUAGUUUUCGUGGUUGAGCCAAAGAUGCACCAGCGGCGCAGCCAGUCGUUUCUGACGAAGUGGCUCACCGCUGGACUCGGCUCAUGUCUUGUAUAAAGUAUCAUAAGAUAGCAUAAUUUUUGUUGUAAGUUUUAUUAUUUUUGUUUACAAAAAAUAAAUACAU
Molecule: messenger RNA, 1047 nt
Organism: Amyelois transitella
Lineage: Eukaryota; Metazoa; Arthropoda; Insecta; Lepidoptera; Pyralidae
Gene: CPG20
Product: pro-resilin
Exons: 2
Coding region: 37-591 (184 amino acids)
Source: RefSeq, a predicted model, not a curated record